This is a messenger RNA of Notolabrus celidotus (New Zealand spotty), 3335 nucleotides long. RefSeq names its product zinc finger protein 836. The record is from RefSeq and is a predicted model, not a curated record. Gene Ontology annotation, molecular function: RNA polymerase II cis-regulatory region sequence-specific DNA binding; DNA-binding transcription activator activity, RNA polymerase II-specific. Gene Ontology annotation, biological process: regulation of transcription by RNA polymerase II. NCBI's taxonomy places the organism in Eukaryota, Metazoa, Chordata, Actinopteri, Labriformes, Labridae. The transcript has 2 exons. Bases 795 to 2204 code for a protein of 469 amino acids. Gene Ontology annotation, cellular component: nucleus.
AUGUAGGCAAGUCUUUUCCGGUGAUAAACGGAUGUGGAGAUGCUCGCAGUGUGUGGACGCCAUCAUCAACAUGACAUUAAUUUUUAUAUCUGAUAUUUCAAGGAUGUUUUUUCAUGUUUAAAGCCAUGAUUGACAUCCAUACUUUAAGAUGGGGUUGUGUCAGCCCCAGAACCUGAAAAGUGGCCUUUAUUUUUCAGAACUCCUAAAGUUAUUAGCGUCACGUACAAGUUAACGUUAACGCUAGCUGUUUUUAUGUUUUAUAGUAAAACAUUAGCUGGCAUGGACCUAACCCUCAUCUUCUAAUCUGGAGGCAGGAGAUGAUUUUAUCCCAGAAGCAGAAUUUAUUUGGUCCCAUAUACGCAGACUGAGACCAUCCAGAUCUAAGUUGGACCAGCUCCUCAUGUCUGAAGAGUCAAGCAUAACAGCAUGAUUCCACAUUAAUGAAGGAUAAUGAUCCACAUUCAGAAGCUAAAUGUUGGGAAUGUGAAAAAAAUUUCACCGUAACAGCAACCUUGAUGUCAUGCUACCAAAGCCACAAUAUUAAAGCCACCUGCCAGGACUGCAAGAUUACCUUCUCUGACACCUGGCGUUCCUUUCUACAUCCCUGGACAAUGCACACUCACCAUCCCUCUGCAAAAAGUGUCUCUCAGUAAAGUGUGGAACCUGAACAAGCAUGAGUGCUGUUACUAGAAGCUCACUCUUUGAUUUCUGCACACAAAAACCACAACAGUGAAGACUUGUCUAAUGAGUUGAGUGUACUGCAAAGCACAUAAUCAACAGUGCAUGACUCCAAAAUGAGAACUCGACGAAGGGUACGGAUGAAGCGGGAGAAAGCUGUAAGCAGCGUGGAGUAUGUAGUGAGUGACGAUGAUGGCCAUGUUUGUAAAAUGUACGGUGAGAAGUCGGAUGAUUCAACAAGCUCAGAAUCAGACGAUGAAAAGAAGAAGCCCACCAAACCUGCAGGGUUCUGUCCAGGUGAUCCAGAAUCAGACGGUGAAUCAAGUUCAACCGAUGAUUCCAGUGAUUCUUCUCAUCUUUCAAAAUCGAAAGCCUCCCCUGCAGUUGUUCCUUCAAAUAAAAACUCAAUAUGUGCAAACUGUGGUAGAGGCCCCUUCAGAUCACUGAAGCUCCAUUUACUGCACUGCAGUGGUGUAAAAGUGAAAUAUCAGUGUUUUCUGUGCAAGGAGCUUUUUGCGACCCAGAAGUUACUCAAUGAACAUUACAUGUCUUUGUAUUCCUGCGACAUCUGUGGACAAGUUUUCUCAAACGAGGUCAUGUACUAUCAGCACCCCUGUCCCAAAAAGAGCAAAUCUCCUUUGUCCCUCUUUUGUUCGGAGUCGAUGCCCCAGGUGUGUAACAUCUGCAAAUCCUUUUUUACCUCUGAGAGAACUCUGCUCCACCACGUCACCAAGGUCCACACAUCAGUAGUGAGCACCAAAGUGUGCAUUAUUGGAAAACCAUCGAUGCUGACAGAUAAACAAAUUUUACCAGCAACCCAUUCAGCUCUGAUUAAUCCAGAUGCUUUCAAUCUGGCUCUCAAUGGAAAGCUCAAUGAUGGCCAAGCUGAUGAACCAAGUCCUUACUCCUUCCUCCUAGGCCGACCAACAUGCAUUGCAUCUUCUGCCACGCCUUUCAGAGCGGAGACCAACGAUGCCACUGAAGUCUCACCUGAUAAAACUCCAGCUUCUACAGACUCUGGCUCCCUACAAACACCGACUAUUUUAGCCAUGUUUGAAAACGACAGCCAUGACGUGGCGUUGAUGAAACGCAUGAACACAGGCUGGCGCUCCAAAGCUCCUCACCCUUGCAGGCAGUGUGGCGCCAUCUUCCGGCAGCCCUCCCUCAUCAUUAGCCACCGCUAUCUCCACCGGGGCCGCCGCUUACACCAAUGCCAGUGCGGCCGAGCCUUCAAGCACCAGCUGCAUCUCCUGCGACAUUGUGUGCAGCAUUCGGAGAACAUGAGCUACAUCUGUGUCAGCUGUGGGGGGACAUUCGCAGGAGCAACAGUCUUAGCUAAUCACUUAAAGGGAAAGUCCUUGAAAAAAUCCCACCCUGGAUGUAAGCCAAAACGUAAAGUGAAACAAAAAUGCAGAAUGCCCUUUACAUGCGACUGUGGACAGCUCUUUUUUAGGCCUUCAGCUUACAUAUGGCACCAACUUAAAAACAGGACAAAAACAAAAUGUGUGAAGAAGCACUUGAAAUGAUGAAGCACCGCCACAGUAUCUGUAUUUUUGUUUUUGGGUAGUCCUCCCCCACUGCGUGCACCACACUUCAAAUACAGGGGAUAAACCAAAGGGAUUAAUAACACGAUAUAACCAAGUCACAAAAUUGUAACACAUUCUUUCUUAAUGGUUUUUAUUACAUACAUGUCUAGGCUGGUUGCUGAAUGAUUAGUAAAGAUGUGCAAAUGAUACACAGCAAACACGGUUACAACAAGUUCCUUUUUUGACAUCAUUAAAAACAAACCCACAGUGAUUAUAUUCUUUUAUUCAUUCUUCAGCCUUCAAACAAACAAAUGAACAAACAAUAAGCUCCAGUUUAUCCUCCAGAGAAGAGUGAGUCCAGUUUUGCACACGUGUUUUCUCACACAGUGAGGUUUGUUGGGAGGUGUCGUGUUUUGUUUUUUUCAGGAUUCAGAUUUGGUUUCACUAAAAGUUAUUCCAAAUGUUUUGAUCCUGAUAAGUUUUGUUAUUCAGGUUGAGACGGUCUAGAACUUUUUUAUGGUUGUAUUAAAACUUAAUGAUUUGAUUUUAACUGUAGUAAAAAUAACUUAGUUAAUGCCAAAUUUCUGUCCACUAGAUGGAGCUGUUGGUUUGCUGAAAGACACGUUUACAAGGCAUCUUGCACUCAAGUUCGUUCUUAGAACAGGUGUAAACCGCUAGAUGAUAUUUUGAAGUGUAGACAUGAAUCUGUCUGAGUUUCUGUUGACAUAUAAUAAAAACUUUUAGUAAGAAAUAAAGCUUUCUUUGAAAGUACUUCAGUUAUAAUUCAGUUGCUUGUCUUUGAAGCGCAUCAAGGCACAUCAUUUAAUUCAUCAUUCACUUGGUGAGUUGGUAAAAGCAGAACAGGGAGGAAUGAUGAGAAAAUGUAAGAAGACAAACCCUGUUUUCUAACAGUGUGCUUACCAUUCAUUAAACUGUCUCCUUUUGAAAAAGAGGAUUUGAGCAAGGUUUUUAUAAAAACGUUUUGGUUAACAUUGUCAUAUAUUGUAUCAGGAUAAAAAUAAAAUGAGCAUGUACAAAUAUAUAUCUUAUUCCACAGGAAUAAGGAAGAGAAGGAAUCCAUCAAUGAAACCUUACACAUAGUAAAUAAAAGAGGGCAAGCCCUGGAAAAGA